AAACCAAACCUGAGCACUAAAACUACUUCUAACAGCAAGCUUUUUUUCUUUUACUGUGAGGCGGCGAAUGGGUUUUGAUAAGUUCUGCAGUGUGGACAGUUCCGACCCAUUUUGGGACUGGAACCGUACAUGGUACACUUCUAACCCAGACCUCACCCAGUGCUUCCAGAACACUGUGCUGGUAUGGCUGCCAUGCCUCUACCUCUGGCUGUGUGCCCCCAUCUACCUCAUCUACCUCCGCAGCCAUAACCAUGGCUACAUAUGUAUGAGUCACCUCAACAAAGCCAAAACUGCUGUUGGCUUUCUAUUAUGGAUUAUCUGCUGGGCAGACGUUUUCUAUUCUUUCUGGGAAAGAAGUCAUGGCAGCAGAUCACCUGCACCCGUUCACCUAGUCAGUCCAACCUUACUGGGCUUCAGCAUGUUGCUGGCCACCUUGUUAAUCCAGUACGAAAGGAUGAAAGGUGUUCAGUCAUCUGGAGUGAUGCUGAUCUACUGGUUGCUGGCUCUGGCAUGUGCCACAGUCACCUUCAGGUCCAAGAUCCUCCAGGCUCUGGACCAGCCAUCAACAGUGUGUGUGUGGAGGUACACCACCUUCUACAUCUACUACGCUCUGCUGCUGGUUGCUCUAUUCCUGUCCUGUUUGUCAGACCAGCUGCCCCUUUUCUCCCCAGCUGUUAAAGACCCGAAUCCCUGCCCUGAGUUUGGAGCUUCUUUCCUCUCCAGGAUAACCUUCUGGUGGAUCACAAGGAUGAUGAUCGUAGGCUACAAGCACCCUCUAGAGGAGAAGGACCUGUGGUCUCUGAACCCUGAUGACCGUUCUCAGGGAGUAGUUCCACAGCUGGUACAUCGCUGGAACACAGAGUGCCAAAAAGUCAAAAGUACAGAGCAGAAGACGUUGUACUCCCCCAAGCGGGUCCAGCACACUGAGGGCAAACAGGAUGGAGUUGUGGAGGAGUCUGAAAUAUUGAUUGUUAAAAAACCCCAUAAGACAAAGGAGCCGUCCCUGUUCUGGGCGCUGUGCCUGACUUUUGGGCCAUACUUCCUCAUCUCCUGCUUCUAUAAAAUCAUCCAGGACAUCCUCAUGUUCGUUGGGCCUGAGAUCCUCCGGCUGUUGAUCUCAUUUGUCAACAACUCCAGCGCCCCCUCCUGGCAGGGCUUCUUCUACACAGCUCUGCUCUUUAUAUGCACCUGUGUACAGUCGCUCAUCCUCCAGAGGUAUUUCCACGUGUGCUUCGUCUCAGGCAUGCGUCUGCGCACCGCCAUCAUUGGAGCCGUCUACAGGAAGGCCUUGGUUAUCAGCAGCGCAGCACGUCGUACCUCCACUGUGGGAGAGAUCGUCAACCUGAUGUCUGUGGACGCUCAGCGCUUUAUGGAUCUCAUCACUUACAUCAACAUGAUAUGGUCUGCUCCUCUGCAGGUGGUACUGGCCCUUUACUUUCUCUGGCAGAACCUGGGUCCGUCUGUGCUGGCUGGAGUGGCUGUGAUGGUUCUGAUGGUUCCUGUUAAUGCUGUCAUCGCCAUGAAAACCAAAACCUACCAGGUGGCUCAGAUGAAGAGUAAGGACAAUCGCAUCAAGCUGAUGAAUGAGAUGCUGAACGGCAUCAAGGUGCUGAAGCUGUACGCCUGGGAGCUGGCCUUUAAGGACAAGGUGUCAGAAAUCCGUGAGAGUGAGCUCCAGGUCCUGAAGAAGGCCGCAUACCUGGGUGCAGUGUCCACCUUCACCUGGGUCUGUGCACCGUUCCUGGUUGCUCUAUCCACUUUCACUGUGUACGUGCUGAGCGAUGAAGAGAAUGUGCUGGAUGCUGAGAAGGCCUUCGUGUCUCUAGCUCUAUUCAACAUCCUUCGUUUUCCUCUCAACAUGCUACCUAUGGUCAUCAGCAGUAUGGUGCAGGCCAGUGUGUCCCUGAAGCGCUUGAGAGUGUUUCUAUCACAUGAGGAGCUGCAGGAGGACAGUGUGGAACAUAACACAGUAGCAGGCUCUCCUCACAGUAUCUCCAUAGUGGAAGGAGUUUUCAGCUGGUCCAGAUCUGAAUCACCAACACUCAAGAGGCUGAAUGUGUGUAUCCCAGAAGGCUCUUUGGUGGCUGUGGUGGGACACGUUGGAUCAGGAAAAUCCUCACUGCUCUCUGCUCUGCUCGGAGAGAUGGACAAACUAGAAGGAACUGUGGCCGUCAAGGGUUCAGUGGCCUACGUUCCCCAGCAGGCCUGGAUCCAGAACUCCACACUGAAAGACAACAUCAUGUUUGGCCAGGAGAGGAGGGAGACCUGGUACCAGCGUGUGGUGGAGGCAUGCGCUCUCCAGCCUGACCUGGAGAUCCUUCCUGCUGGAGAUGAGACCGAGAUCGGUGAGAAGGGAGUGAAUCUGUCUGGAGGUCAGAAGCAGAGGGUGAGCCUGGCCAGGGCUGUCUACUGCGACCGUGCUGUCUAUCUGCUGGAUGACCCGCUGUCUGCUGUCGACGCUCACGUAGGAAAACACAUCUUUGAUCAAGUCAUCGGCCCACAAGGUCUACUGAAGGAAAAGACUCGUGUGCUGGUGACUCACGGGCUGAGCUACCUGCCCCAGGCCAACCUGAUCCUGGUCAUGGUGGAAGGAGAGAUCACAGAGAUGGGAUCUUACCAGCAGCUCAUGGCCACAGAGGGAGCCUUCGCUGAGUUCCUGCGGACAUAUGCUGCUGUCGAUCACACCGACAACGACGGUGAGACACACACGAGAAGCAAAGGAAUGGAGAAUGGCAGUGUGACUACUCUUGUUGGCAGCGCGUCCAAACUACCGCAGACGGGUAAAGAGGCAGAGGCGCUCAACAAGAAGGCUAAGAACGCUGAGAUGGGGAAGCUAACAGAGGCUGACAAAGCCAGAACUGGACGGGUCAGGCUGUCAGUGUUCUGUGCCUAUAUGAAAGCCAUCGGAGUGCUUCUGUCCUUCAUCAGUCUGCUGCUGUUCCUCACCCAUCACCUGGUCUCCCUCUUCUCCAACUACUGGCUGAGCCUGUGGACGGACGACCCCGUCAUUAACGGCACCCAGCCUUACAGACAGAUAAGACUGGGAGUGUACGGUGCUCUCGGCCUAUCGCAGGGUGUGGCAGUGUUUGGUUACUCUCUCUCCAUGUCCAUUGGAGGCAUCCUGGCAUCUCGCUACCUCCACCAGUCCAUGCUGUACGACGUCCUGCGCUCACCUAUGUCCUUCUUUGAGCAAACCCCCAGCGGUAAUCUGGUCAACCGCUUUGCCAAGGAGAUGGACACCAUCGACUCAGUGAUCCCUAGCAUUAUUAAAAUGUUCAUGGGCUCCAUGUUCAAUGUGAUGGGUUCAUGUGUCAUCAUCCUGAUCGCCACACCACUGGUGACCAUCAUCAUUCCUUUUCUUGGCUUGCUUUACUUUUUCGUACAGAGGUUUUAUGUGGCGUCAUCUCGUCAGCUGAAGCGUCUGGAGUCCGUCAGCCGCUCACCCAUCUACACUCACUUCAAUGAAACACUGUUGGGCACCUCAGUUAUCCGAGCCUUCGGUGAACAGGCGCGCUUCAUCCGUGAGAGUGACCAGCGGGUCGACCACAACCAGAAGGCCUACUACCCCAGCAUAGUAGCAAACAGGUGGCUGGCAGUUCGUCUGGAGUUUGUAGGAAGCUGCAUUGUGUCAUUUGCAGCUUUGUUUGCUGUGAUAGCCAGAGAGAGCCUGAGUCCAGGCAUUGUGGGGCUGUCUGUCUCCUACGCUCUCCAGUUGACUGCCUCUCUGACCUGGCUGGUGAGGAUGUCCUCUGAUGUGGAGACCAACAUAGUGGCUGUGGAGAAAGUGAAAGAGUACAGCGACACAAAGAAAGAGGCAGAGUGGAAACAUGAGGCCUCCACCCUUCCCCCAGGCUGGCCCACUGAAGGCUGCAUAGACAUCAGAGGCUAUGGCUUGCGCUACCGCCACGAUCUGGACCUGGCCAUCCGCAACAUCACCAUCAAAAUUGAUGCAGGAGAAAAGGUGGGGAUUGUGGGGCGCACUGGAGCAGGGAAGUCAUCCCUAACACUGGGGCUGUUCCGGAUCAUUGAGGCAGCUGAGGGCCAGAUCUUGAUUGAUGGGGUAGACAUUGCUCAGUUGGGACUACAUGAACUCCGCUCCAGAAUCACCAUCAUACCACAGGACCCCGUGAUGUUUUCAGGCUCUCUGAGGAUGAACUUGGAUCCCUUCAACAGUUACACUGAUGAGGAAGUAUGGAGAGCUGUGGAGUUUUCUCAUCUCAAGAGUUUUGUGUCCGGUCUGCCAGACAAACUCAACCAUGAGUGUAGUGAAGGAGGAGAGAACCUCAGUGUGGGUCAGAGGCAGCUGCUGUGUCUGGCCAGAGCUCUGCUAAGGAAGACCAAGAUUCUGGUUCUAGAUGAGGCCACAGCAGCGGUGGACAUGGAGACAGACAACCUGAUCCAGUCCACCAUACGCUCCCAGUUUGAAGACUGCACCGUCCUGACUAUAGCUCAUCGCCUUAACACCAUCAUGGACUACACCAGGGUUCUGGUGUUGGACAAGGGAGAGAUAGCCGAGUUUGACUCUCCCUCCAAUCUCAUUGCUCAAAGAGGAUCCUUUUUCAAGAUGGCCAAAGACUCUGGACUGGUGUGAAGCAGGAAGUGCCUCACUGUCCAGAUGCUCCUCUGAGUCCCUCUGAGCUCUUCUGACUCCCUGAUGUGGAGCUCCUGUUAAAGGAGUGAGAGGGAGAUCAAGUAGAGGAAAUGUUCAGAUUUGGAGUGUUUGACUGUUAAAAUAAAGGUGUUGGUGAGAGCAAAGGGUUUGACCUGCUCCACCCGACACUUCCGUCCUCAUUUAACUACACAAAUGUAUGCUGCCAGUCUCUAACAACCCUGCUUCUUUUUGUUAGCCCGCAUAUGUACAAUGCCGUUUCUUCCUAGCUUGUUCAUGCUAUAGAAGGGACAUGGUAAGCAGUGAUGAGGUUGGUAGGUUGUCUUAAAGUACAGUCAAACUGCUGCCCUGAAAAAACAGUUUUGAAAUCUCAGUGAUGAUUUGAGGAGGUGGUCAGGUUAGGUUAGGAUGUGGGGGCUGCUUUAAAGUCAGUAUGGGUUUAUGGUUGUUCCCAUUGUCAUGACAACCAGAGUAGCAAAGAUGAAGUGACAAAUUCCUGCCUCACAAUUGAGUUGUCCCAGUUCCAUACUAGAUACUAAAUAUAUACUGACAGCUUUCCUGCAGUGUUCAUCAGGUUAGAUUGAGCCAUUGAAUGCAGUGUUAACCUGUUUCACAUAGAAUACUACAAUUAUCAAAGUAUGAAGGAACAAUUUGGUCUAUUCUCUUCUCUAUUUUUCAGUACUUCCCAUCAGAAUACAGCAAUAAUUCUUUAUAUAUAGAUAAUUAAAUGAGUGUGACCUGGAUAAACAGCAGGAAAUAGAUGGAUUCACC
This is a messenger RNA of Scomber japonicus (chub mackerel), 5380 nucleotides long. It is a transcript of the gene abcc1, whose product is annotated as ATP-binding cassette, sub-family C (CFTR/MRP), member 1. The transcript is spliced from 31 exons. Gene Ontology annotation, cellular component: basolateral plasma membrane. Gene Ontology annotation, molecular function: ATP hydrolysis activity; ATP binding; glutathione transmembrane transporter activity. Bases 68 to 4591 code for a protein of 1507 amino acids. Lineage: Eukaryota; Metazoa; Chordata; Actinopteri; Scombriformes; Scombridae. Gene Ontology annotation, biological process: xenobiotic transport; glutathione transmembrane transport. The record is from RefSeq and is a predicted model, not a curated record.